Messenger RNA from Cynara cardunculus var. scolymus (artichoke), 1827 nucleotides. RefSeq lists its product as uncharacterized. NCBI's taxonomy places the organism in Eukaryota, Viridiplantae, Streptophyta, Magnoliopsida, Asterales, Asteraceae. The coding region runs from base 45 to 1571 and encodes 508 amino acids. The record is from RefSeq and is a predicted model, not a curated record. The transcript has 10 exons.
AGGUCGGCUUCUUUCGUGUUCGAAGGAAAAUCAGAGAGACGAUAAUGGCAACUAGAUUCACUCUUACCUCCACUUCUACGCUUCUUCUAGUUUGCAACUUAUACGGAUUCUUUUGGGUCUCGUUUUGCUCCGAUCAUGGCCCUCCUGUACUUAAAGGGAUUGAUGUGCAAAAUCCUGUUAUAGAUGUCACCCCAGCACCAAUUCAUGGUUCUCAAGUAUCUAAAGAUGUUGUAUUUUGUGGACGCGUUCCUGUACAUGGCAUCUCCAGAAUGAAACUCCAGAGUUAUGCCAAAGCAUAUAGAAUUAUGUUGGUUCCUUCAGUAGUGAUCCCUGAUAAAUGGCACAACAAGAUUCAAAUUUGCUUUCACAGGAAUGCUUCACUCGGGUUAUGCCAGUGUGAAAAGGACGAUUGGAGAUCUAUUCAAAAGGGGUUUUGGAGUUCCGUUAUGUCACCUUAUGAGCAAAGAUUUGUUGAUGUGAAGUUUGUUGGUGGGGUUUCUGGUUCUGUAACUAUCACACUUGAUGAAGUGUCACAGGGAUGGCGCUACAUCUUGCUUGCGUUUGGAUUUACUUUACUAUUCUUGGCACCCGUUGUUAGCCAGUGGGUUCCCUUUUACUAUACCAGUUCCAUGGCUAUUGGAGUUUUAGCUGUUGUUAUCAUACUUCUUUAUCAGGGGAUGAGGUUAUUGCCUACUGGCAGGAAAAGUGCCUUUUAUUUAAGUAUAUACACCUCUGCAAUUGGAGCAGGAUCUUUCCUGGUACAUUAUGUUUCAGGGUUUGUCAACUCAAUCCUUGUUAACUUUGGACUGAGUCAAGAAAUGCAGAACCCAGUUUCGGUAUUUGUGGUACUUGCUAUCGUUCUUUUGGGAGCCGGUCUUGGAUAUUGGCUGGUGCGCAGAUAUGUUAUUUCUGAAGAUGGAGACGUUGAUGUUGGAGUAGCCCAAUUUAUCAAAUGGGCCAUGCGUGUUGUUGCAGUCGCAUGCAUUUUUCUGAGCUCUAUUGACACUCCUUUGGCUACGGUAGCAGUUGGUUCUUGUUUGGCACUAUAUUGGGCUAUUACAUCUAUCGAGUGGCAUGAUCAUCAAGCUCCAUCAUUAUCUAAGAAGCCGAAGCUCUGGCAAAGGGGUGGACAAAGAACACCAAAGAUUGGACGGGCUGAAUUCCUUAGCCGGCCAAAGAAGACUACCCCUUUGAGAAAUCCGUUGAAUGGUCCGAGGAAUUCAUUUGCUUGGUCCGACUCCCCAGUCAAAGGAAUGGCGAAUGAAUGGGCGGAGAACGAGUCAACAGGAAGUCAACAUGAGUUUUACUCAACAUUUCACAAGACCCCUAACAGAAAGAGGUUCUCGAAGAAGGAAUGGGAGGAAUUCACAGAGGAAUCAACGAGAGAAUCGGUUGCUGAGUUGGCAUCUUCGCCCGAAUUCACCGAUUGGGUGAUUAAGAACGCUAAUAGAAUCAAACUUCUUCCUGAUAAUGGCUCAGACGAUGAUGCGAGUGGCUCAGAUUCUACGGAUGGAUAUUUGGUAGAAAACAGUGACAGAGGUCGUUUAUUCAACUGGCGAUGGCGCUCGUGAAAAUAUCGAUCGAUGAGUUUGUGAAUCUUUUUCGGGUAGAUUUUUAGGGAAGUUUUACACAGGAAAAUUUGUGUAGUUUUUGGUCAUUAUUGGAUUUGAUUAUGAAGUGAGGUUAUGGAAUGUAAAGUUCUCAGACAAUGUAGCAAAUGAACCUCACUUUUUGUGUUCAAAUGAUGUAUUUUUAAGUGAGGUUAUUGGGUGCCGUUACUUUACAUGAUAAAAUUAUUACAUCAUGGAAUCUGAACUUGAAAUUCAA